CCUUCGAUGGUGAGGACGAGGAUGAGUUGUUCCAGUCCAUCAUGGAGCAUCACGUCUCCUACCCCAAGUCUAUGUCCAAGGAGGCUGUCGCCAUCUGCAAAGGGUUGAUGACCAAGCACCCUGGGAAGCGUCUGGGCUGUGGUCCGGAGGGGGAGCGAGACAUCAGGGACCACGGCUUCUUCCGCUAUAUGGACUGGGACAAAGUGGAGAACAAGGAAGUACAACCGCCAUUCAAACCCAAAGCUAAGAGUAACAAGGACACGUGUAACUUUGAUAAAGAAUUCACUAAGAUGCCGGUGGAUUUGACUCCUACAGAUAAACUGUUUAUAAUGAACCUGGACCAAGACGAGUUUCUGGGAUUCUCCUACACCAACCCUGAAUACCCCUCUGAUGAGGUGACCGGGGAGGAGGAGGAGGAGGAGGAAGGACAGAGUUAAGACACACACACACCAACCCUGAAUACCCCUCUGACGAGGUGACUGGGGAGGAAGAAGAGGAGGAGGAGGAGGAAGGACAGAGUUAA
Molecule: messenger RNA, 523 nt
Organism: Oncorhynchus masou masou (cherry salmon)
Lineage: Eukaryota; Metazoa; Chordata; Actinopteri; Salmoniformes; Salmonidae
Product: protein kinase C beta type-like
Exons: 3
Coding region: 42-437 (131 amino acids)
Biological process (GO): protein phosphorylation
Cellular component (GO): cytoplasm; nucleus
Molecular function (GO): ATP binding; protein serine/threonine kinase activity
Source: RefSeq, a predicted model, not a curated record